Coniosporium apollinis CBS 100218 is the source of this 765-nucleotide messenger RNA. Its product is annotated as phosphoglycerate mutase. Lineage: Eukaryota; Fungi; Ascomycota; Dothideomycetes. The transcript has 3 exons. Gene Ontology annotation, molecular function: sedoheptulose-bisphosphatase activity. The record is from RefSeq and is a predicted model, not a curated record. Gene Ontology annotation, biological process: ribose phosphate biosynthetic process. The coding region runs from base 1 to 765 and encodes 254 amino acids.
AUGACCACCCCCCGAGCAUUCGUAGUCCGCCACGGCGAGACAGAAUGGAGUCUGAACGGGCGCCACACAGGCACGACCGAGCUUCCGCUCACUGAGAACGGGGAGAAAAGAAUACGGUCGACGGGGCAGGCGCUGGUGGGAGAUGACAGGCUGAUUGUGCCGAGCAACCUGGCGCAUAUCUACGUCUCUCCGCGCAAGCGCGCCCAGCGCACACUCGAGCUCCUGAAUCUCGGCUGCAAAGACCCGAUGCCGUGGCAGAAAGACCAACACUACGAGUCCGCUCAUCCAAGGACCAACGCCAAGAUCACCGUGACUGAAGACAUCAGGGAGUGGGACUAUGGCGACUACGAGGGCCUGACAAGCGCCACGAUCCGCGAAGAGCGCAGCAAGAAAGGAGAAAGCCCGAAUUGGAAUAUCUGGAAGGACGGGUGUCCCGGCGGCGAAAGUCCGCAGCAGAUCAUGGAGAGGCUGGAUCGGGUGAUCAAGGAGAUUAGGGAGAAGUAUCAUGAGCCGGCGUGCGGGAAGAAGAUGGGAGAGGCACCGCCUUGUGAUGUGCUGUUGGUUGCGCAUGGGCACAUUCUGAGGGCGUUUGCGGCGAGGUGGGUGGGGCAGGAUAUCUCGGCAAACCCAGCGUUGAUCCUUGAGGCGGGCGGCGUGGGGACAUUAAGCUAUGAGCAUCAUAGUAUCGAUGAGCCGGCGAUUCUUCUCGGCGGAGCAUUUAUGGUCAAUGUUGUGGAGAACGCAAGAGAGGAAAAGAACGGAUAG